Messenger RNA from Cydia splendana, 3209 nucleotides. It is a transcript of the gene CycC, whose product is annotated as cyclin-C. NCBI's taxonomy places the organism in Eukaryota, Metazoa, Arthropoda, Insecta, Lepidoptera, Tortricidae. The record is from RefSeq and is a predicted model, not a curated record. The coding region runs from base 187 to 993 and encodes 268 amino acids. Gene Ontology annotation, cellular component: mediator complex; nucleus. The transcript has 3 exons. Gene Ontology annotation, biological process: positive regulation of transcription by RNA polymerase II. Gene Ontology annotation, molecular function: cyclin-dependent protein serine/threonine kinase regulator activity.
GACAUUUAUUUUUCUAGUAACAGUCGCAACUGUUUUGCGUUUUAAUUAUUAUAUCAAGAACUAAAUGGGUGUAGUUUCAUUGCAGUUAAUAAGAAUAAAAUCAAGGAAAACAGUAAUAUAAGCAAUCAAAUUACGUUUUAAUGAAACUGUUUUGUAUUGAAUUUAGUUUAGCCCGCUCGUCUUAAAAUGGCAGGCAAUUUUUGGCAAAGUUCGCACCAUCAACAGUGGAUACUUGAUAAACAAGAUUUGAUAAGAGAUCGGCAACAUGAUCUUGCUAUAUUGACGGAAGAAGAGUAUCAGAAGAUAUUUAAUUUUUUCGCUAGCAUAAUACAAAUCCUCGGAGAGCAAUUGAAGCUUCGUCAACAGGUGAUCGCCACGGCGACAGUGUAUUUCAAGAGGUUUUACGCCAAGAAUUCUCUUAAAUGUAUUGAUCCUUUGCUAUUAGCCCCAACAUGUGUAUUCUUAGCGUCAAAAGUAGAAGAGUUUGGCGUUAUAUCGAACUCUCGUCUUAUCACCACUUGCCAAACUGUAAUUAAAAACAAGUUCAACUAUGCAUACGGCCAGCAGGAAUUCCCGUACAGGACAAAUCACAUUCUGGAAUGUGAAUUCUAUUUAUUGGAGAAUCUGGAUUGCUGCCUUAUAGUCUAUCAACCAUACAGGCCAUUGCUGCUUUUUGUCCAAGAUAUAGGACAAGAUGAUCAACUGCUUACUUAUGCUUGGCGUGUAGUUAACGAUUCACUCAGAACGGACGUGAGCUUGCUUUACCCGCCAUACCAGAUUGCAAUUGCAGCCCUUCAUAUUGCCUGCGUAAUGUUGGGAAAAGAGAACCUCAAACCUUGGUUUGCAGAGUUGAAUGUUGACUUGGAUAAGAUUCAGGAAAUCGUCAGGUCCAUUAUCAAUUUGUAUGAAAUGUGGAAAAGCUAUGAUGAAAAAAAGGAGAUCCAGAGUUUACUUGGAAAGAUGCCUAAACCCAAGCCGGCUCCACAGAGAUAAUAUCUACAAUAGAUACAACCAUAGUUUAUAUCAUGAGACUUUAGAUCCACUGAUGAAAGAAACCACCAAACCAGAAAAAAGUGAAUUGGUGAAAUAAUACUUUGAAUGAAAUGAAAUGAACACUUUAGUGAUGCACAGUAUUUGAUCAGUGAUGGCAUAGUUAUUUGGUUUGUAGGAAAAAAUCAUGUUAUUCCCAGCUGUUACCAUUUGAUUUUUUUCCCAGUUAUUUGGUGAGUGGUUACAGAUGAGCAUUGAAAUUACCAGUUUAACAUGUGGGAAUGAAUUGUUGGUAACAGGCAGGAAUAACCGAAAACUUGAUAUAAAUAACUUUCACACUAAAUAACAUUUUUUCAGGAGAUGUAGGGUACUUACUUAGGUUAAGUUCUUGCCUGGAUCAAACUAAACAUUGGGAAAAGAUGCAUGCUUCGUCUAUGUUUAGCAGCAGUUACAUUUGUGGAUAGUUCAAUUGAGAUGAGGUAGGUAUGUUUGAGCUGAAUUUUGGUAUUUACAAUUUGAUUUUCCAUUAGAGGAAUUCUGUGAGGCUAUUAAUAAAGAAAACUUGUAACAUUAUGAGUAAUAAUUGAUUACUACAUAUGUAUAUACAACAUGGUCAUGAGGAACCUGAAAGAUUUUAAUCAUGUAUUCCUGAUCAUAUUUAAAGACUAUAAUGUCCUGUAAACUAUUCUGGGAUUCUCCUAGUCUCAGAGUUCAUUCCAAAAAAAACUAUCUUUAAUUAAGAGCCCAUCAACGUGCACACUAGCGCCGCUGCUGAAUAAUCGUGAUUAUUUUAAUUUAACGACAGGUGUUUAAAAAAGGGGGCCGCUACGUACUGUAUUGUGUAUUUCAGUACCUUUUGAAUACAUCAAACUAGUUUCUAUGUUGCUGGAUUCGUCGAACUAGGACCUCCAAAACAAAAACGGCCGUUUUAACUUUGGACGCAUAGAUUGACGAAUCCAGCAACAUAAAAACUAGUUUGAUGUAUGCAAAAGGUACUAAAAUACAAAAUACGGUACGUAGCGGCGCCCUUUUUUAAAUACCUGUCGUUAAAUUUAAAUAAUCACGAAUAAUUAGCAGUGGCGCUAGUGUGCAUGUUGAAGGGCUCUUAACUUAGUCCAAAAGUUGUCCAAAUGAUGGCGAUGUUGACACAAAUAUCCUUAUAGACAGAUAUCAAAAUGUGACAAGUAACACUUUCCAAAAACUAGGUUUUACGAAAAAAAUUGCAAUUUAAUUGGGUAGGUAUUUUCCUCUACUUAAAAUAAAUUAUAAACAUUCUAAUUACGCUUUUAUUACAAUAAACAAAAAAUUGUGCCUUGGAUAAUAAAAAUUGGGUUCCUCAUGAGCAUGUUGUAUGGUUAAUUUAUGUUUGCAUAAAGUUUGUUUCUUAGAAGAUUAUAUCAAUAACUACAAAUCAACAUGUCAUUGUGAAUAUUGCACAUUAAAGCAAUCUGGAAGCAUAUUUUGUUUUCUUUGGAAGGCAGAAAUUUAAAUUUCUUUAUAUACAUAUUAUAUUAUUUUAAAUAUGAAAUCCAUUGUAUAUUGCAUGAACUACUUACUGAAAUAAUCAUAUAUAGAAUAGGUACUGCUAUAUAAUACUUGAAAUAAAUAUCUAACUUGAUAUAUAAAUUUAAUCAAUGGGCUUUUAUCAAAAAUAAUUUAACAGUGUUAAUAUUUGUGUUAAUCUAGAAUCCAUUGAUAUAACAAUUGCACUUGGAUUAUAAUGAUCAAUAUAUUAUAUUUUUACAUUUAAAUUUAGGUAUUUAUUGCACGAUUUUUUUGUGAAGUAACCUGCCACAUUUUAAUAUGAUUUAAUAGACCUCUCAAAAGUUUUUUAGCAGCCAAACAUUUUCCACUGGGAAUUGGAGUGCAUAAUAUUAUAAUUAGUAUUAGUAGGUAGUUUAAAUUUAGUAAUUAUUAAGAUAUCCAAUCAAGUUGUAUUGUUUAAUUUAAUCAAUUGAUAAGUGGAGCGAGUGUAAAAUUAUAAAUACUUUUGAAAUUAUAAAAUUUCUUCUCUGGUUAAAAUGGAGUAUAGACACAUAAAUCACCACUAUAGUUUGUUUUUUUAGAAUUAGAAAAAAGGUAAGCAAUCUUGACGUGUCCAAUAGUUCCUGGUUUUUAAAAAGCGUUUUUCAAUUAAAAGACACGUCAAGAUCGCGUAGUCUUUUUCUAAUGCUAUAAAAUCAUAUAGCAUUAGAAAAAGACUACGCGCGCGACUUCAA